This is a messenger RNA of Suillus plorans, 441 nucleotides long. RefSeq lists its product as uncharacterized. The coding region runs from base 1 to 441 and encodes 146 amino acids. Gene Ontology annotation, molecular function: iron ion binding; heme binding; oxidoreductase activity, acting on paired donors, with incorporation or reduction of molecular oxygen. Lineage: Eukaryota; Fungi; Basidiomycota; Agaricomycetes; Boletales; Suillaceae. The record is from RefSeq and is a predicted model, not a curated record. The transcript has 7 exons.
AUGACGCGAUUCCUCUCAACUUCAACUACAUACGCACGAAAUGAUCAUCGUCCGCCUGGCCCGUUGGACACUGUGCGAAGACAAAUGCGUGAGGGGACUGCGAGGCCAUCAUUUGCGAGGUUCAUUUUAGAACACCAGAAACAGUACCAGCUCGAAGACAAGCAACUGGGAUACAUUGCGGGAGGAAUGUGGAGACCUGUCACUCUUGGAGGCUUUGCGCAUCGUGCAACUAAGGACAUAAUUUGGAAUAACUACCUCAUUCCUGCAGGUGCGACUGUUAUUGGCAACCAUUGGGCUAUCGCAAAUGAUCCCAAGGUCUUCCCAGAACCACACAAGUUUAAUCCUCAUUCAAGGCGCCCAACCUACAAUUGGAUCCAAGGUUGGCGAGUGCGCAAGUACCUACGCCUUCUCGACGCUGCACUUCAGGUAUCCGAGUUAUAG